Molecule: messenger RNA, 2000 nt
Organism: Piliocolobus tephrosceles (Ugandan red Colobus)
Lineage: Eukaryota; Metazoa; Chordata; Mammalia; Primates; Cercopithecidae
Gene: SPTLC3
Product: serine palmitoyltransferase long chain base subunit 3
Exons: 12
Coding region: 290-1948 (552 amino acids)
Biological process (GO): ceramide biosynthetic process; sphingosine biosynthetic process
Cellular component (GO): serine palmitoyltransferase complex
Molecular function (GO): serine C-palmitoyltransferase activity; pyridoxal phosphate binding
Source: RefSeq, a predicted model, not a curated record
AGAAGGAGCCAACAUGGACAAUCUUCUUUAUAGUUUUGGAAGCAGGUUUGUUGCCAUGGAGUUCACAUUUUGACUGGAGUUGAGAAGUAUAAAGGUAACUGUUUGUUUUAGUUUCAACGAUCUGGCAAAAAGAUAGGCUGUUGCUCUUCUUCUGGAAAAGCCUGAUUGGUAAGAUUCCUUUAAGGGCUCAGCCCCAAAGAGCUUUAUCCCAUCCCCUCACAGACUAAAAACUAAAGCUUGCAGAGACCUCUGAAGGAAAACCUGUCCCGGGCUCUGUCACUUCACACCCAUGGCUAACCCUGGAGGUGGUACUGUUUGCAACGGGAAACUUCACAAUCACAAGAAACAGAGCAAUGGCUUGCAAAGCAGAAACUGCACAAAGAAUGGAAUAGUGAAAGAAGCCCAGCAAAAUGGGAAGACACAUUUUUAUGAUAAGCUCAUUGUUGAAUCCUUUGAAGAAGCACCCCUUCAUGUUAUGGUUUUCACUUACAUGGGAUAUGGAAUUGGAACCCUGUUUGGCUAUCUCAGAGACUUUUUGAGAAACUGGGGAAUAGAAAAAUGCAAUGCAGCCGUGGAACGAAAAGAACAAAGAGAUUUCGUACCACUGUAUCAAGACUUUGAAAAUUUUUAUACACGAAACCUUUACAUGCGAAUCAGAGACAACUGGAACCGGCCCAUCUGCAGUGCCCCAGGGCCUCUGUUUGACGUGAUGGAGAGGGUGUCGGAUGACUAUAACUGGACAUUUAGGUUUACUGGAAGAGUCAUCAAAGAUGUCAUCAACAUGGGCUCCUAUAACUUCCUUGGUCUUGCAGCCAAGUACGAUGAGUCUAUGAGGACAAUAAAGGAUGUUUUAGAGGUGUAUGGCACAGGCGUGUCCAGCACCAGGCAUGAAAUGGGCACCUUGGAUAAGCACAAGGAGCUGGAGGACCUUGUGGCUAAGUUCCUGAAUGUGGAAGCAGCUAUGGUCUUUGGGAUGGGAUUCGCAACUAACUCAAUGAAUAUCCCAGCAUUAGUUGGAAAGGGAUGCCUCAUUUUAAGUGAUGAGUUAAACCACACAUCGCUUGUGCUUGGGGCCCGACUCUCAGGUGCAACCAUAAGAAUCUUCAAACACAACAACACACAAAGCCUAGAGAAGCUCCUGAGAGAUGCUGUCAUCUAUGGCCAGCCUCGAACCCGCAGAGCUUGGAAAAAGAUUCUCAUCCUGGUGGAGGGUGUCUACAGCAUGGAAGGUUCCAUCGUGCAUCUGCCCCAGAUCAUAGCUCUAAAGAAAAAAUACAAGGCUUACCUCUACAUGGAUGAAGCUCACAGUAUUGGGGCCGUGGGCCCAACCGGCCGAGGUGUCACGGAAUUCUUUGGACUAGACCCUCACGAAGUUGAUGUGCUCAUGGGCACAUUCACCAAAAGCUUUGGAGCUGCAGGAGGUUACAUAGCUGGAAGGAAGGACCUUGUGGAUUAUUUACGGGUUCACUCGCAUAGUGCUGUCUAUGCUUCAUCCAUGAGCCCACCGAUAGCAGAGCAAAUCAUCAGAUCACUAAAACAUCUCAUGGGACUGGAUGGGACCACACAAGGGAUGCAGAGAGUACGGCAACUUGCAAAAAACACAAGAUACUUCAGACAAAGACUGCAGGAAAUGGGAUUCAUUAUCUAUGGCAAUGAGAAUGCUUCUGUUGUUCCUCUGCUUCUUUACAUGCCUGGUAAAGUAGCGGCUUUUGCAAGGCAUAUGUUAGAGAAAAAAAUUGGAGUGGUGGUCGUGGGAUUUCCAGCCACUCCCCUCGCAGAAGCUCGGGCUCGGUUUUGUGUUUCAGCGGCCCAUACCCGGGAGAUGUUAGACACGGUUUUGGAAGCUCUUGAUGAAAUGGGUGAUCUCCUGCAACUGAAAUAUUCCCGGCACAAGAAGUCAGCACGUCCUGAGCUCUAUGAUGAGACGAGCUUUGAACUCGAAGAUUAAGUUUCCUGGUCCUGAAUGACACACAAAGACUUUGCGAGAAAGACCUCCCUCC